Ilex paraguariensis (yerba mate) is the source of this 2450-nucleotide messenger RNA. The record is from the annotation of a GenBank genome assembly. Lineage: Eukaryota; Viridiplantae; Streptophyta; Magnoliopsida; Aquifoliales; Aquifoliaceae.
CCAAGAAAUCACCCCUCGACUACCACCGUCCACCAUCAACACCUCUCUCUCUCUCCUCUCCCCGGUGACCCCAACCUGAAAAUGGACGUUCGCCGGCGACUCACAACGCCACUCCACCAGGAGAAAUCCGCCGCCGGCGAACAUCUCAAACCCCACAAACUUCAGAAACAAACCUCCUCCAUGAAAGCCUCCGAUGCCCUUCCUCUUCCCCUUUACCUGACUAAUGGGUUCUUCUUGUCGUUGUUCUUUUCAGUCAUAUAUUUUCUUCUCCACCGGUGGCGUUUGAAGAUCCGUAACUCCACACCCCUCCAUGUCCUAACCUUCUCUGAGCUUGCCGCCCUGGCCGCAUUGUUUGCUUCGGUUAUCUAUCUUCUGGGCUUUUUCGGAAUAGGGUUUGUUCAAUCUUUCAUUACCAGAACACCCCAUGAAAAUUGGGAUGUAGAGGAUGAUGAAAACAUUGAAAAUUUCAUGCUGAAGGAGGACAGUCGCCGCGGCCCAUGCGCCGCCGCAACGACAAUUGGCUGUGCCAUCCCUCCUCAACCCCAGGUUGUUCCCAUGGUUCCUCCGGCGACAAAGGUGGCGACGGAGGUUGUGGAAAACCUAGUUGCACAGCCGACCGAGGAGGACGAACAGAUUAUCAAGUCGGUGGUGGCCGGAACAACUCCGUCGUACUCCUUGGAAUCAAAACUAGGAGACUGCAAAAGAGCAGCUGCAAUACGAAGAGAAGCAUUGCAGCGACUCACCGGAAAAUUCUUGACGGGGCUACCAUUGGAGGGUUUUGACUACGAGUCAAUCCUCGGUCAGUGCUGUGAAAUGCCCGUGGGGUACGUGCAAAUUCCAGUGGGUAUUGCCGGGCCGUUGUUGCUCGACGGGAGGGAGUACUCGGUGCCGAUGGCGACAACGGAGGGGUGUCUGGUGGCGAGCACCAACAGGGGUUGCAAAGCCAUCUAUGCCUCCGGUGGCGCCGUCAGCGUGCUUCUGAGGGACGCCAUGACCAGAGCUCCCGUCGUCAGGUUCGCCACCGCCCAGAGGGCCGCCGAGUUGAAAUUCUUCUUGGAGGAUCCCAUGAAUUCCGACACCCUCGCCGUUGUUUUCAACAAAUCGAGCAGAUUUGCAAAGUUACAAGGCAUACAUUGUGCAAUAGCAGGGAAGAACCUGUACAUAAGAUUUAGCUGCAGCACUGGUGAUGCAAUGGGAAUGAACAUGGUCUCCAAAGGGGUUCAGAAUGUCCUCGAUUUCCUUCAGAAUGAUUUCCCUGACAUGGAUGUCAUCGGCAUCUCUGGAAAUUAUUGCUCAGACAAAAAGCCAGCAGCAGUGAACUGGAUAGAAGGGAGAGGCAAGUCGGUGGUGUGCGAGGCAAUCAUCAGAGAAGAGGUGGUGAAGAAGGUGUUGAAGACCAAUGUGGCCGCCUUGGUCGAACUCAACAUGCUUAAAAACCUCACAGGCUCAGCCGUGGCCGGUGCUCUCGGUGGCUUCAACGCCCACGCCAGCAACAUUGUCUCCGCCGUGUACUUGGCCACCGGCCAAGACCCGGCUCAAAAUGUGGAGAGCUCUCACUGCAUCACCAUGAUGGAAGCUGUCAACGACGGCAAGGACCUUCAUGUCUCUGUCACCAUGCCUUCCAUUGAGGUGGGUACAGUUGGGGGUGGAACUCAGCUAGCAUCUCAAUCAGCUUGCCUAAACCUACUUGGAGUGAAGGGUGCAAACAAGGAUUCACCAGGGUCAAACUCAAGGCUGUUGGCCACCAUUGUAGCUGGUUCUGUUCUUGCUGGUGAAAUAUCUCUAAUGUCUGCCAUUGCAGCUGGGCAGCUUGUGAAAAGUCACAUGAAGUACAACAGAUCAAGCAAAGAUAUCACCAAGGUAGCCUCCUAAGAGGAACAAACAGACUAGACCACCAUAGCAAUAAAAUCCCCAUGAAGGAGCUUUGGAAAGGGGCCGGGUGGGUGGGAUAGUCGGGAUGUAUCGCUUUAGAUCUCCUUUGAUACAUUUUUUUUUUAAAUUUUCUCUCCCUUAGAUUACUUUUCAUGAAUUCAAGUGAAACUAGAACUAUAUUAUUGGAUCUCUCAUCGAUACACCAUGGAUAAUGUCCCAUUGAGAAAAAUAAUAUCGAAGGAGAACUAAGUCCGACAAGGGUCUGGGAGGUAAGACAAGGACAGGCCAUGCAUGGGAGAAGUAAAAAUACAAUCCAAAGAAAGACUGUUGUGUAUGCUUUUGGGUAACGAGCCAUGUGAGGCAGGGUGUGAGAGACUGCACUUGCUGUGAGGUGUUUGGAAGGAGGGUAGGUGGCUAUACCAUGGGGUUCUGUGUACUAUCUUUCAUCUGUAUUAUCUUUCAUUUGUUGUUCAAAAGUUACUUUUGUCACUCUGUAAAUGAGAAUGGUUUUACUUCGAAAAUUGCAUGCAACACCUAACCUGUCCAUGCACCACAUGAAUCCAUGCAUUGUAAAAAGG